AUGUCAGCAGAUUCGACAGCGGGUCUCGUCAUUAACAUCAUCACAUUCCUGAUUGGUUUUCCUAAUACUGUGCUGGCGUUCUGCUCAUGCAUUCGCAAGAUUCACAGUAAACCUCUCCCUAUUGACAUAUUCAUGUUGAACCUCACUGUUUCUGACCUCAUCUUUCUCACUUUCUUGCCUGUCAAGAUUAAAGAGGCUGCAGAUGACAUGGUUUGGAACAUGCCCUAUAUCCUGUGCCAUUUCAAUAUGUUCAUGGUCUUUAUUCCUUUGCAUACCACCAGCCUGUUCUUGGCUGCAAUAAGUGCUGAGCGCUAUGUGUGUGUACGAUUUCCAGUUAAGUAUAAAAGUCAAAGAAGAAACCUCUAUACGAUAUUAAUAUGUGUCGCCAUCUGGGUGCUUGUUAUAAUAGUAAUAGUAUUUGCUCACGAGGCUGCAUACACAAAUCCUGAAAAGAAAGAACCUCUGAGAUGUUACAGAGACUUCACUCCAACACAGCUGAGAAAUCUUAAUGAAGUACGUCUGGCUGUUCUUGGGCUAUUUAGCUUGACACCUUUCAUCAUUUACUGCUUCUGUUACAUUAAUGUCAUCCAUAUUUUGUUGAAGCUUCCUCUCAUUAACCGCUGUCGCAGGCUCCGGGCGAUUGGGCUGGCUUUGGGGACAUUCCUUUUGUGGACAGUUUGUUACGCUCCUAUCAGUGUAUCAUACAUAGUUGGCUACAUCAGAAAAGAAGAUCCAAAGUGGCGUACAGAAGCUUUAAUGCUGACUACUUUAAAUGCAUGUUUUGAUAUUAUUAUAUUUUUCUGUAUCUCAAAGGAGAUGAGAAAGGCAGUCGGUGUUUGUGCAAAUGCUUUCUUUCAGUUAUAUGUAUACUCAAAGAGGUUUAUGUUGUUGUGUCCUUAA
Labeo rohita (rohu) is the source of this 900-nucleotide messenger RNA. Its product is annotated as free fatty acid receptor 2-like. Bases 1 to 900 code for a protein of 299 amino acids. Gene Ontology annotation, cellular component: plasma membrane. Lineage: Eukaryota; Metazoa; Chordata; Actinopteri; Cypriniformes; Cyprinidae. Gene Ontology annotation, biological process: G protein-coupled receptor signaling pathway; cellular response to fatty acid. The record is from RefSeq and is a predicted model, not a curated record. Gene Ontology annotation, molecular function: G protein-coupled receptor activity. The transcript has a single exon.